AUGACAGAUGGAUUCAUUGAUGCAUUUUUAGUAUGGAUCCGUUCUGCACCACUUAUGAGUUCUGUUAACUCUUUUGAAUUUGAUCAUUAUGCUCCGCUAAUAGUGCCUGUUAAUAAUGAAAACUUAUUCUUUGCUCAAUCAUCUUAUCUUACUGAUGUAUCCAUCACAUUAAAAGAAUUACCUGAUUGUGUUCGUUUAUUGAAUCAACUGGGCUCCCAAUUAUAUUCAUUUACUGUGAGCAUUGUAGACGUUUGUGUAGGCAAUAUCGAUAUUACAUCUGAAAUCGAAUCAAUUUAUUGUUGCAACUUAAAAAAAUUAAAAAUGACAAUAUAUCGUAAUAUGUUAGCCUAUGAAAAAUAUCUUAUUCCUCUUUUACAACAUUUAUCAAGUGUCAAAUAUUUAACAUUGCUAUUAGCCAUUUAUAUAACUGAAUCAAAUCGUUUUGUUGAUGGAUUUCAUUUAGAAAGAAAUAUUGUUUCAUACAUGCCUCAUUUAUGUCAAUUUGAUUUUCAUAUUCGUUCAGUAUUAAAAAAAUCCCCUUAUAUCGAACUUGAUACCAUUCGUCAAAGUUUUGUCAAACGAAAAUCUGUGGAUUGCACAAUUGAAUAUUUCAAUAAUCGAUAUGGUCAAUGUCACAUCUAUUCACUUCCCUUCAUUGGCAAUCGUCUUGAUUUUAUUUCGAAUCGAUUUCCACUUUUUGAUAAUAAAAACACAUUUAUCAAUGUUACUAUGUUAUUACUUUUUGAUGAUGUUAAACCUUUUGAAAAUGUUUUCUUUGAACAUAUUACACUUGCUUUACCUCAUCUUCGAACACUCGAAAUAUUUAAUGAAUUAGAACAAGAAGAGAAAGCGAAAAUUAGAAAAAACAAUUAUAUUGAAUUUUCUCACUUGUCUACACUUAUUUUUCAUUAUAUUCAUAUGGAUUAUGGAGAACAACUUUUUUGUCGAGCUCAUCUUCCACAUCUAGUGGAACUUGUCAUUCGUAACGACGUAUUAUUAACAAUAAUCGAUCAAGAUAAUCAACAAGCUAGAAAUAAUUGUUUAAAUGUUGAAACACUUUUUAUUGUCGAACCAUGGAUUGAACCAACAAGUGUUCAUUUUAAAUUUUUUCCCAAACUAUAUAUGAAAAACUUGUAA
Molecule: messenger RNA, 1137 nt
Organism: Rotaria sp. Silwood2
Lineage: Eukaryota; Metazoa; Rotifera; Eurotatoria; Philodinida; Philodinidae
Source: the annotation of a GenBank genome assembly